Folsomia candida is the source of this 1514-nucleotide messenger RNA. Its product is annotated as methyl farnesoate epoxidase-like. Gene Ontology annotation, molecular function: monooxygenase activity; oxidoreductase activity, acting on paired donors, with incorporation or reduction of molecular oxygen; heme binding. The record is from RefSeq and is a predicted model, not a curated record. Bases 6 to 1490 code for a protein of 494 amino acids. The transcript is spliced from 8 exons. NCBI's taxonomy places the organism in Eukaryota, Metazoa, Arthropoda, Collembola, Entomobryomorpha, Isotomidae.
UGAGGAUGGUUUCUGCCGUGUUAGUAGCUUUGGGUGCGGUACUCGUAUACUUUGUCUUUUUGAGAAAACCGAGAUGGAAAAAUUCUCCACCAGGUCCAAGAGGAUUACCUUUCCUGGGAAAUUUACUACAGACGGACAAAUUUCAACACCUCACCUUCACCAAGUGGGCAAAGGAAUACGGACCACUUUACAAAGUGAAGUUUGCCUCGUUAAACAUGAUUGUCGUCUCGGACUAUAAAAUGGUGAAGGAAAUAUUUUCCGAGUCCGCAUUCUCGGGACGGAUGGACUUUACCGAUUUCGACUUCAUCAUGGACGGAAAACUGCACGGAAUUAUAAACACCGAGAGCGAACAUUGGGAAGAACUCAGGAGAUUUACGCUCAGACAACUACGCGACUUCGGUUUUGGGAAGAAUUCGAUGGAGGACUCGAUCAUGUUGGAGGUCAACGAGCUGAUCGAGGGACUAAAAGCUGCGGAUGGAAAGCCAGUCAGUAACGUGAAGGAGAGGCUCCUUUUUGCCGUGGUCAACGCCCUGUGGGCCAUUUGCACGGGGGUCCGGCACAAACAUGGUGACAAAGAGUUGAUCGGAAUGACGGAGAAAGCGAACAAAGCAUUCGAAGGAAUCUUGGAGGGUGGUGGAAUCAUGCUAUUUAUGCCAUGGGUUGCAAAAAUGUUCCCAAAGUGGUCUGGAUAUGCUUUAGUAAAGCAGGAAUUGCUCAAUUUUACCAACUUUUUGCGAAAACCAGUCAUCGAUCAUAAGAAGACGAGACAAGAGGACUUUGACCGCGAUUUUACCGACGUAUUUUUGAGAGAAAUUCAGAAAACCACAGAUCCUAGUUCUGCAUUUAAUGGACAAUUAGGAGAAGACAACCUGGCUGCCACUUUGGGCGAUUUAUACUUCGCCGGAACGGACACAACUUCCACAACUUUGUCCUGGAUGAUGAUCUAUCUGAGCAAAUUUCACGACGUCCAGAAACAAUUUCAGGAAGAGAUUGAAUCCAUUACGGGAAAUAGCAGGCCAACCACUGUUUCAGACAGGCCCAAAAUGCCCUACACUGAGGCCCUAAUGGCCGAAACGCUCCGCUUCUCCACCAUCACCCCCCAAGGGGUGCAACACAGGGCCAUCAAGGACCAAGAAUACAAAGGCUACCUCAUCCCCAAGGACACCGUCAUCACCGCAAACGUCUUCCACAUCCACUUCGACCCUAAAAUCUGGGGCGAUCCGGAGACCUUCAGACCCUCCCGAUUUUUAAGUCCGGACGGAAAAACGUUUAAGAAGCAUGAAGCCCUCAUUCCAUUUUCGACCGGGAGGCGCCAAUGUCUUGGCGAAUCUUUGGCGCGAGACAACCUCUUCCUAUUUGCGACCAAUAUUGCGCAAAGGUUUGAAAUUGUGUUCGACAAGGACGGCCCAGAUAACGGAUUCGAGUCUAAAUUAUCCUUCAUUUUAACGCCGAAACCCUUCAAUGUCAUUUUUAAAGAUAGAUUGGCUUAAAAUAAACUAAAAUUGGUAAAGGUG